Messenger RNA from Meira miltonrushii, 3099 nucleotides. Its product is annotated as Piwi-domain-containing protein. The record is from RefSeq and is a predicted model, not a curated record. The transcript is spliced from 5 exons. The coding region runs from base 217 to 3099 and encodes 960 amino acids. Gene Ontology annotation, molecular function: protein binding; RNA binding. NCBI's taxonomy places the organism in Eukaryota, Fungi, Basidiomycota, Exobasidiomycetes, Exobasidiales, Brachybasidiaceae.
GGCGCAUUUCUGUUUCUGAGAUUGAUUGCAAUCACGAAUUCCACCAGUUUGCUCAGCAUCCGUAGUUCAGUUGACUUUGCUGCAAAAGAUGAUUGAAAAGCCCACCUCCUGUCAAAAACAUUCUCUCCCUCUUGCCACCAGGUUCUUCCCCUCCCCAGUUUUUGUCGCCAAACAAGAACAAGCUUGCAUUCCUUUUUUUUAUUGACUUUAUUUAUCAUGAAUCGGGCAGAGGGAUUUUUUGUGGAUCCUAUGCAACGAGCCAUUCGUCGAAAUGAUCGUGAACUGCAAAGUUAUUCCUCAGUUUGUUUGUUGGAUGCCGUUCAAAGACCUGACAAUGGAGGUCGUGAAGGCAAACCGAUCGCGAUCGUGUCAAACUUGUUUUCUACUCGAUUCAAUCCUGAUUUGCAAAUUACCCAACUUGACAUUCGUUUUGUCAAAACGAAAGAGCUUGGUCCUGACGCUGAGGCGGUCGUUGGUGAUUUCAUUGAGAAACGUCCAAUCAUGCUGACAAUGUUCAAGCUGGCAUUAGCAAGCGUGAACGAAUUGACAAAAGAGCAACGCAAUGCAAUUGUUUAUGAUGGUGCCAAGAAUGCGUUUACUUGUACUAACUUUCCUUUCCCGCCAGGUCAAUCUUUUUUGGAAGUUGAUGUGCCAAGAUUCAAUGGCUUGAAGCGAGAUGAACGUCUUACGAUGAUCAUCAAGAGAACAACGCAAUUCGACAUCAAUGUGAUCAAAGACUUCCUCUCAGCCAAACCACAUUUCGUCCAAACAGCUCAGAAGUCCACAAGUGAAUCCGUUGGCCGAUUCUUGCAAGUAUUCAAUAUCGCCUUUCGAAUGGAUGCGUUGGAUCGAUGCAUUUCUUUGAAGAAUGAAAAGUUUUUCGAACCUUCAAGAGCAAAAGAUAUCACGCAAGGAGGAGAAGUUUGGUGCGGUUUCUUUCAAAGCGUUCUUCCUUUGCGUGGUGGGUUGUUCGUCAAUCUGGACUUGGCUUUUAGCCCAUUCAUGACCAAAGGCCCAUUUUUGGAAGUGGCGGCAAAGAUCUUGGAUAACAGUCCAAAGCACCACAAUAAUCGUGCUCCAAUGCAUCCUGGGCGUGGUGGCGGUUAUGGACAUGGUUUCAAUGCGCAUCAACGAAACGGUGGGAAUGGAGGUGAUGCAAUCCCUCGAUUUAAUAUCCAAGAUUUGCAGAAGUUACGUAAAGCGCUUCGAAAUGUCAAGAUUGGUUUGAGCCAUCGUCCACAAGCCAGAGCAAAGAGCUUCAGAGGUUUCACCGGUGCAUCUGCACAAGCUGAGAAAUUCAUGAUGAACGGGAAAGAGCUGAGUGUGGCUGAGUAUUAUCUGAAGAAGUAUAACAUGUCUUUACGUUUUCCUCACUUACCAUGCGCCAUCUUGAAUAAAGACUCGAAAUUCAACACUGAAAAGAAAGAAUGGGUUCCUUUGGAGUUAUGUGUGAUCCUUGAAAAUGCUCCCAUUCCUCCCCACAAGCUCUCCGUGCAGCAAGUACAGCGCAUGCUGCAAGUCACGAGACAAACACCAGAACAUCGCUUGAAAGACACGAUUAAAUGGCGCAAAGAACGUGAAUACGAAAAGAAUGAAACUUUGCAAACAUGGGGCAUUGAAGUCAGCCCUGAACCGGUUCAACUGCAAGCUCGUAAAUUGUCUCCUCCUCAAGUUGCUUAUCGAGACGGUAACGUUGAUCGUCUUGUCAAUGGGACAUGGAAUUUGCGUUCUACUCGAUUCUUGAGAGGAGGAGUUGAAUUGAUCACGCCAGUCAUUUUGAACUUCACCAAAGAAGAUCCGCGUCAAUGUGAACACUUUACUCUCAAGCUUUUCAAUAAAUGUCGUCAGUAUGGGAUGGAGAUCUCAGCAAGAAAUAUUCGUUGCAUGAACAUCGACACAGAUCAAGCUGACUUGAAGGCAAACAUCCAAAAUGCUGCAAAAUGGGCAUACGAAGAAGGUGGUAAGAAAUGCAUUCCACAACUCAUCAUCUGCUUUAUGGAUUAUUCGAGCGAAUUGUACCAAAACAUCAAGCGCAUUUCAGUUUUUGAACUUUUCACCUCCGUUCCUACGCAAUGUUUGGAUGUCCGAAAAGCAUUAUACAAUGAACGUGGAGAAGCGCAGUACAUGAGCAACAUUGCCAUGAAGAUCAACGACAAGCUUUCGGGUUUCAAUCAUUUCUUGCCCAAUCCAAAAGACCUCCCAAUGAUUGGACAGAACACAAUGAUGAUCGGAAUCGAUGUUCGACACCCGCCUUCUCGAUUACAGCAUGACAGUGUGGUUGCUGCCGUUGCCACUUUGAACGGUCAGGGCACACGCCUUGGAAGUCAAAUCAGCACGCAAUUCAAUCCAAACCUCGGCCAUCAACAAGAAACCGUUUUAGAUGGCAAAGGCAUGUUUAUCGGUCUGCUCAACAGCUGGAAGAAGUUCAAUGGCGGUCAUUUGCCCGAAAGUAUCAUCGUCUUUCGUGAUGGAGUCUCGCAAAGCGAAUAUACGCAAGUGAAAGAAUUUGAAGUUACGCAAUUGAAACAAGCAUGCACAGACACGAAUACUGCAAAUGAUGAUCAGCCGAAGAUCACUUACGUCGUCGCUACCAAAAAGCAUCAUCUUCGUAUGUUUGCAUUGGAUGAAAGAGACCUCUGUCGAGAAGAUGGGAGUGGAAAUUUACCGGCAGGUACCGUUACUGAUCAAGUUGUAACGCAUCCCUACAUUUUCGAAUUUUACCUGCAAGCACAUACUGGUAUCGGUUGUUGUCGUCCAUGCAAGUACACCGUCUUACAUGACGAUGUCAAAUUUACGAGCGAUUCCAUUCAACGUGUGGUCAAUUCGAUUUGUUAUUCACACCAACGUGCAACCCGUUCGGUGUCUCGCCCACCGUUGGUGAUGUAUGCGCAUUUACUCGCCUACAAAUCCAUGUUUUUGCUCUAUCCAGAUUUGGCAUCCGAUUCAAGUAGUAUCGGAGGCAGCGUGCGCAAUAUGCAUCUUGUUGGUUAUUCGAUCGAUGAUCUUCGCAAACGAUUGAACAAGCGAAACAUCAUUCCCGAUACCCCAGCAUACGCAAAUGUCGUCGACAGUUUCAGCGAAGUGCCAUGGUUCUUGUAG